Magnolia sinica is the source of this 1558-nucleotide messenger RNA. Its product is annotated as putative 12-oxophytodienoate reductase 11. The transcript has 5 exons. Gene Ontology annotation, molecular function: oxidoreductase activity; FMN binding. The record is from RefSeq and is a predicted model, not a curated record. The coding region runs from base 194 to 1318 and encodes 374 amino acids. NCBI's taxonomy places the organism in Eukaryota, Viridiplantae, Streptophyta, Magnoliopsida, Magnoliales, Magnoliaceae.
AGUCUACGACGAUGUGGGUCUUAAUAAUCCAGUGGUCGGUCAGGAUCUUCUAAUCUGGAACAUUUUCUGGGCACCCCAAAUAAAAGGUAGGCCUAAAUCACCAAACGUGGGACCCACAUGAUACAACGGCUGAGGCAUUCCACUUAUAAAAUGGUCCAUUAGUGGCAGAAAACAAAGGAGGGGAGAAGCAGAGAUGGGUGAAAUGCCAUUACUUUCUUCUUACAAAUUGGGAAGAUUUCAACUCUCUCACAGGGUUGUAUUAGCACCAAUGUCCAGAUCAAGAUCAUAUGAUCAUGUCCCUCAGCAACAUGUAGUCUUGUAUUACUCCCAAAGAGCCUCAGAGGGAGGGCUUCUCAUAUCUGAAGCUACAUCAGUUUCCAACACUGGUGCUGGGUCUGCAAACAUCCCUGGCAUUUGGACGAGUGAACAAGUGCGAGCAUGGAGAACUGUUGUGGAUGCUGUUCAUGAAAAGGGGGGAGUCUUCUUUUGCCAGCUUUGGCAUGCUGGGAGGGUCCAUGAUGCCAAUCUACCUUAUGGUCAGCCUCCAAUUAGCUCUUCUAACAAGACCUUGACAGCAGAAUUAUAUCCUGGCCUAACAUUCAACCCCACUCGGCCACUAGCAACAGAAGAAAUUCCGACAUCAGUAGAUGAUUUCCGACUCGCUGCAAGGAAUGCCAUGGAAGCAGGUUUCGAUGGAGUCGAAAUCCAUGCUGCUAACGGCUAUCUCAUCGAUCAGUUCUUAAAGGACGGUGUCAACAAUCGAACCGACGAAUAUGGUGGUACAAUAGAGAACCGUUGCCGGUUCGCGUUAGAGGUUGUGGAGGCAGUUGUUGGUGAGAUUGGAGCGGAUAAAGUAGGCAUCAGGCUCUCCCCAUUCUCAUCGUACAUGGAAUGCCGUGACUCGGACCCUGAAGCUCUUGGGCUCUAUAUGGCUAGAGCACUAAAUAAAUACCACGUCGCCUACGCACAUUUUAUCGAGCCUAGGAUAGAUGACCAAGGAGAUAUUUUUGAGACCCCACAUAGCUUGGGGCCCAUGAGGAAGACCUUUAAGGGCUCAUGGAUUGUUUCUGGGGGUUAUACUAGAGAAGAUGGGAACAAGGCUAUAGCUGAUGGGGCUGCAGACUUAGUAGCAUAUGGGCGCUAUUUCAUAUCAAACCCAGACCUGCCCAAGAGAUUUGAGGUGAAUGCAACCUUAAGUAAGUAUGAUAGAGCUACUUUCUAUACACAUGACCCUGUUGUGGGUUACACUGAUUACCCUUUUAUGGAACCCCACACACCCACACCAGAUGGGCGUUCAGAUCCCUUGACCUCAUGGUGAUAUAGAUUGAUAUAGAUUGAUUAUACUAGAAGUGGUCAUUAAUUUAGACCUGUCAUCAUGUGGGAUCCACCUUCGGUUGCUUUUUUUUACCUCUUAAACAUCACUUUGAAUGAAUAUCUUAGCCAUGGAGCUAACAGCUACAAAAAAAAUGGACAUUUUGUAGAGGGUGAUGAUAUAAAAUAAUGUAAAAAUAUUAUUAUUAUGAUUUUAUGGUGAAUAAAUGAAAUAAUAAUGGUGAAA